Molecule: messenger RNA, 1383 nt
Organism: Myxozyma melibiosi
Lineage: Eukaryota; Fungi; Ascomycota; Lipomycetes; Lipomycetales; Lipomycetaceae
Product: CTLH/CRA C-terminal to lish motif domain-containing protein
Exons: 3
Coding region: 125-1297 (390 amino acids)
Biological process (GO): proteasome-mediated ubiquitin-dependent protein catabolic process
Cellular component (GO): cytoplasm; nucleus; GID complex
Molecular function (GO): protein binding; ubiquitin protein ligase activity
Source: RefSeq, a predicted model, not a curated record
AAUCUCUCCGCCUUUGAUCAAAGCGGAGCCCGCAUUUCUACAAGAGACAGUAUUGCGGGAUACGGUUCAUUUUGCAGUCAGAGUGUUCAAACACACGUCUUGACAGUUUUCGGAUGACAUCAAGAUGGACUCGGUUUUAAAAGAAUACGGGCGUCUACAGAAGAGCGGAGACUUUGGCAAGUAUGUCUCUGACAUAGAUCAGCUGCUGGGCGCUUUACAGAAGGCGCGGAACACGAUUAAUUCAGCCCCUCAGUCGCGACGAGAACAGCUGGCUCUGGUAAAGUCAAGCACCACUGCCUUUGCGGAGAAGAUCGGGAACACGCAGAAGGACAUCCAUAGCUCUUUGAGCAAGUACUCAAAAGCGCUUGAUAAGAAAUUCAAAAUUGAUAUCGAGACGUCCUAUAAUCGAUCCGCUUUCCCUCCGUCAAGUCGGACUCUACUCGACCGGGCGAUCGCAAUGCAUCUCAUUCGCGAAGGCCAUUUCGAACCAGCAGACAAGCUGAUUAAGGAUGCAUCUCUAAGCAUUCCCGACGUUAUUGAAGAGGAGUUCAAGAAUAUGUACUGGAUCCUGGCGGCUCUUCGAGGGCAUGACCUCAAGCCAGCGAUUGAUUGGGCUGCCAGUAAGCGUGAGAAGCUGGCGGCAAUGGGAAGCAACCUGGAAUUCAGCUUACACCGUCUUCAAUUCAUUCACUACCUGCUCACUACUGUCGACGAGGAAACAGGGGAACCAGUCAACAGUACCCGAAGAGCACUGCAGUAUGCAAGAGAGAAUUUUGCGCCAUUUGGAGAGCGGCACAUGGCCAGUCUCUCUAAACUGAUGUGCGCGUUUUUGUUCAAUUCCAAUUUAGAAAAAUCGCCCUAUGUGAAUAUUUUCCUAUCGCCAUCUGCUUGGGAUGAUGUUGCAAAGUCGUUUACAAAGGAGUUUUGCUCUCUAUUAGGACUGAGCUCUGAUUCGCCGCUUUACUUGGCUGCUGCUGCCGGUGCUAUUGCGCUGCCAACGCUGUUGAAGGUUGGGACGAUCAUGCGGGAGAAACAUACGGAAUGGAGUAGUGAAAACGAGCUUCCGGUUGAGAUUCCAUUACCAGAGAGCAUGUUUCAGUUCCAUGCUAUUUUUGUAUGUCCGGUAUCGAAGGAGCAGACGACUGACGAGAAUCCACCAAUGAUGAUGCCUUGUGGGCAUAUCGUUGCUAAGGAGAGUUUGGGACGGAUGAGCAAAGGGAAUCCGAAUCAGCGAUUUAAAUGCCCUUAUUGUCCUAAUGAGAGCAUUCCGAACCAGGCUAUUCGAGUUUACUUUUGAUUCUCUUUGCUUUCUUUUUUGAUUCUGCUGAACCAAGUUCGCAGGGGAUUUGGGCGCUGGGAGUUAAUAUUGAUGUAGGAAUGGCU